AGGCGGCUCCUGUCCACACGCUGAAUUACUGCGACUCCUGCCCCGUCCCCGUGUGUGUUUGUGUGUCAGUUCCCGGAAGUGAAACUGAUACAUUGUGGUGACGUGAACCUGGGGUCAUGUGACGGGAUCCCCAGUCUGAGUCGACCCGCGGCGCGGAGUGAGGCGACUGUGGGACGGGGGUCGGGUUUGUAUUGUGGACCCUGUUGUGACGUUGAGGAGAGGAGAGGGCGGUGAGGAGCCAUGGGCUCGGUGAGGAUGGCCCGGUGUUGCCGCCAGGCCCUGUACCGUUGCUGCCCCCCGCUGGCCUGGCUGCCCCACUACUCCGGCCGCUGGCUGCGGAUGGACGCCCUGGCUGGACUGACCGUGGGCCUCACAGUGGUGCCACAGGCCCUGGCCUACGCCGAGAUCGCCGGACUCCCCGUGCAGUACGGUCUGUACUCGUCCUUCAUUGGCUGCUUCGUGUACUGCCUGCUGGGCACGUCCAAGGACAUCACGCUGGGCCCCACGGCCAUCAUGUCACUGCUGGUGUCCACAUACGGCCGGCACGACCCCGUCUACGCCGUGCUGCUCGCCUUCCUCUGCGGCUGCAUCCAGCUGGCGCUCGGAGCGCUGCGCCUCGGGUUCCUAGUUGACUUCAUCUCCUUCCCUGUGAUCAACGGGUUCACCAGCGCCGCGGCAAUCACCAUCGGCUUUGGGCAACUGAAGAACAUCCUUGGACUUCGUGACAUCCCCCGGCAGUUUUUCCGUGAGGUGUACUACACCUUCUACAACAUCGCCCACACCAGGUGGGGUGACGUGGUGCUGGGUGCCGCCUGCCUGCUGCUGCUCCUCCUCCUGCAGGCGGCAAAGGGGCGACUGACGCAGAAAACCGGCGCCCUGCCGGCGUUGGACCGGGUCUGCCGCGCCAUCGUGGGCUUCACCGCCACAGGUCAGCCGGGGGAGGGGAGGGGAGGGGGAGGAGAUGGUGCAGUGGAGAGGAAUUCAAGACUGAAGAAGGGUCUGGACCGGCUCCUUCUCUCCAGAGACGCUGUCUGUCCCGCUGAGUUACUCCGGCAUUUCUGUGUCUGUACUCACGAAGCGUUUCUUGGGUCUCCACAGGACUUUGGCGCGGGGCUGGCGGUCGUCCCCCUGGUGGGCUUUCUGGAGAGCAUCGCCAUCGCCAAGGCUUUCGCUGCCCAGAACGGAUACAGAGUCGACCCGAACCAGGAGCUGGUGGCCAUCGGUACAACAAACAUCCUGGGCUCCUUCUUCUCCUCCUACCCGGUGACCGGGAGUUUUGGGAGGACGGCGGUGAACUCACAGACGGGGGUGUGCAGCCCCGCUGGCGGCCUGGUCACUGGGCUGGUGGUGCUGCUGUCGCUGGCGUUCCUCACUCCGCUCUUCUUCUACGUCCCCAAGGCAGCGUUGGCUGCCGUCAUCAUCUGCGCCGUCUCCUCCGUCAUCGAUGUCCGAAUCCUCCCCGCACUCUGGAGAGUCAGCAAGCUGGACUUGCUGCCAUUCCUGGCGUCGUUCCUGGGCUGCUUUUGGGAGAUCCAGUAUGGAAUUCUAGCGGGAAUCGCCGUCUCUGGGAUCAUUCUGCUCUACAACAUUGCCAGACCAGAGGCUAAGGUGACUGACGGUGGCUAUGUGGUGGUACAGUUACAGAGCGGCUUCAGCUUCCCAGCUGCAGAAUACGUGCGGGACCAGCUCGGCAGCCGGGCUCUGGAGGCCUCCCCUCCUCGCUCGGCCGUCCUGGACUGUGUCCACAUCAGCACCAUCGAUUACACCUCCGUCAUCUGCCUCCGGGAGCUGAGCGCCACCUUCCAGCGGCACAACCUGGCCCUGAUCCUCACCAACCUCAAGCCCAAGAUUCUGUCGAUCCUGACAGCGGCCGAGAUCGAAGGGCUGCGAUACUGCAGCACAAUGGAGACCGCCGGCCAAUACCUCCGAGCCACAGAGAGUGAUCAGGAUGAAUGUGAGAAACCUCUGAGCUGGUCCUGGUCCUGAUGCGAGGUUUUGUAACAGAUCAAGUUCACUCCAUGGAGCUGGUCGGCUGCAUCAAUGUGCACAAUGUCGCCAUCUUGUGGCUACGAAUCGGGCAUCACUGGCACUUGUCGCAUUACAUCCCCUCUCGACGUCAUCCAAGGACCCAAUCGGUCAUUCCAGGUGAGGCAGAGGUUCACCUGCACCUCCUCCAACCUCAUCUACUGUAUCCGCUGUUCCAGGUGACAACUGCUCUACAUCGGCGAGACCAAGCGUAGGCUCGGCGAUCGAUUCGCCCAACACCUCCACUCAGUUCGCACUAACCAACCUGAUCUCCCGGUGGCUCAGCACUUCAACCCCUCUCAUUCCCAAUCUGACCUUUCUGUCCUGGGCCUCCUCCAUUGCCAGAGUGAGGCCCAGCGCAAAUUGGAGGAACAGCACCUCAUAUUUUCAUUGGGUAGUUUACACCCCAGCGGUAUGAACAUCGACUUCUGAUUUCAGACAGUCUUUGCUUUCUCCCUCCUUCCCCUCCCCUUCCAAGUCAAGUGAAGUUUAUUUGUCACAUACACAUACGAGAUGUGCAGUGAAAUGAAAGUGGCAAUGCUCGCGGACUUUUGUGCAAAAGACAAACAACAAAACAACCAAACAAAUUAUAAACAAAAUCAUAACACACAUAUUCUUUUACAUAAUAGAGGUGUAGCUCUCCCAGCUCUCCAACAAGCCUACAGUCUUCCGCCUCUUCCUUUCUUUCCUCCCCCCCCCCCCACCGACAUCAAUCUGAAGAAGGGUCUCGACCCGAAGCGUCGCCUAUUCCUUGUCUCCAUAGAUACUGCCUCACAAGCUGAGUAUCUCCAGCAUUUUAUGUCUACUGGGACUUGUACUGGGCAGCAGCAAGCCUGCUCCUUGUAUCUCCAGCAAACAGCGUAACUAAUGCAGGAAUGUCACUGAUCUAUCUCUCCCUCCCAACCCCAUUCUCCGGUCUUCUCCCCACAACCCCUGACACCCGUCCAAACCAAGAAUCUACCUAGCUCUGCCUUAAAUAUAUCCAUUGACGGCCUCCACAGCCGCCUGUGGCAAUGAAUUCCACAGAUUCACCACCCUCUGACUGAAGAAAUUCCUCCUCGUCUCCUUUCAAAAGGUACAUCCUUUUAUUCUGAGGCCAUGGCCUCCCCUCCUGACUCUCCCACUAGUGGAAACAUCCUCUCCACAUCCACUCUAUCCAGGCCUUUCCCUAUUCUGUAAGUUUCAAUGAGGUCCCCCCUUCAACCGUCUAAACUCCAGCGAGUACAGGCCUAGUGCUGACAAGCGCUCAUCACAUGUUAACCAGGUCAACCUCCUCUGGACCCUCUCCAACACCAGCACAUCUUUCCUCAGAGAGGCGGCCCAAAACUGCUCACAAUAAUGUUGAUUAUUAAUGUAUAUUCUAAGCCUCGGUCAUUCCCCUUGCUCUGUGUUUUGCCCCUCCCCGGUAAGCUUUGGUCCAUUUCUACAUAACCAACAAAUAAUGUAGGGGCAAGGAUCAGUGACAUGUAUGAGAGGCAUUUCCAGCAAUUCAGUGACCCCCUCAGAUUCCUACGAAAUCAUUUCCCCCUUCACCUUAAACCUAUGCCCUCUGGUUCUUGAAUUCCCCUAUUCUGGGCAAGAAAGUAUGCAUCUACCCGAUCUAUUCCUCUCCUGAUUUUAUACACCUCUAUAAGAUCACUGCUCACCCUCCUGCGCUCCAAAGAAGAGUCCCAUCCUGAUCAACCUCUCCCCUAUAGCUCAAACCCUCGAGUCCUGGCAACCUCCUUGUAAACUUUCUCUGUACCCUUCCCAACUUGACAACGUCUUUCCUACAACAUGGUGCCCAGAACUGAACACAAUACUCUAAAUGUGGCCUCGCCGACAUCUUAUACAACUGGAGCAUGACUUCCCAACUUCUACACUCAAUAUGUGUUGGAAGGAACUGCUGAUGCUGGUUUACACUGAAGAUAGACACAAAAUGCUGGAGUAACUCAGCAGAUCAGGCAAAGGGAAUAACAUUUAGUGCAAGAUAAAGUAAAGUCCAAUUAAAGAGGUAGAGGUCAGGGCCGAUCUUUAGUCUGAGGAAGGGUCUCGACCCAAAACGUCACCCAUUCCUUCACUCCAGAGAUGCUGCCUGUCCUGCUGAGCUAGUCCUGCAUUUUGUGUCUAUCCUCUAUACUCAAUAGUUUAGUUUGCAGGUUUGUGAAGGUCAGCACUUUAUUUAGACCUUACCCAAGAAGCAAGGCUUUUUCAUAAGUUGGCAAUGGAUCAGCCUGGUGUAGGUCAAAGUUCCAAGCGGAAUACUGUAGACAAUUAGUUGCUGCAUUUCCUGAUGCACUCCUUUCUCUUGGAACAGUUUACAUUGGAAAAUUUGGGGAGCAAACAUUUACGGCUUGAAGGAAACUUGAUUUUCGUCAGAAGAAUUUUAAUGGUGAACUUGUUUACAGUGAAGGGCUUUACAGUAGUUAGUAAUCCGAUCCUAAAACUGAAUCAUUGAAGUGGUUCCAUCUCAGCCUUUCUCACUCUUACAGGGGGAAUCGGGCAGCUGAUAGAAUCUUUGUGCGUUGCAUCGAGUUAUGAUGAGCACAGGAUUAGAUGGAAACUGUUUUAAAUAAAAUUCUGAUUAACUCCAAUCGGUGUCUGUAAAUGUCGCUGUGGGACUGUCAGUGGCCACAGUAACUCAACACUGUUUUAAUCAAAGAUAAUUAAAGUGAUUUUGAAAGUAA
This is a messenger RNA of Leucoraja erinaceus (little skate), 4691 nucleotides long. RefSeq names its product solute carrier family 26 member 11 (gene slc26a11). Gene Ontology annotation, cellular component: membrane. The record is from RefSeq and is a predicted model, not a curated record. Gene Ontology annotation, molecular function: secondary active sulfate transmembrane transporter activity. The transcript is spliced from 16 exons. NCBI's taxonomy places the organism in Eukaryota, Metazoa, Chordata, Chondrichthyes, Rajiformes, Rajidae. Gene Ontology annotation, biological process: transmembrane transport. The coding region runs from base 241 to 1986 and encodes 581 amino acids.